This is a messenger RNA of Chlorocebus sabaeus (green monkey), 742 nucleotides long. RefSeq lists its product as uncharacterized. The record is from RefSeq and is a predicted model, not a curated record. NCBI's taxonomy places the organism in Eukaryota, Metazoa, Chordata, Mammalia, Primates, Cercopithecidae.
AGAAAAUGAAAGGCAUGGUCUUCCUCCUUUACGGCCUCCCCCCUUUUCCUGGCCAGAGCUGGGCCCAAGGGCCUGGGAGGGAGGGGUGGAAAGGAUGUGAUGGAAAUCUCCUCCAUAGGACACAGGAGGCAGGGUCCUCCUGAAGGAGUUCAAAGCUGCUGGCCAAGCUCAGUGGGGAGCCUGGGCUCUGAGAUUCCCUCCCACCUGUGGUCCUCGCUCUUCCCAGUGUCCUGCAUGUCUGCCCCCAGCACCCAGGGCUGCCUGCCUGGGCAGCUCAGCAUGGCCCCAGCACACCUCCAUAGGAAUCCUGGAGUAUCCUUCCAUUUCUCAGCCAAAUCUUUUGAGACUGAAAUCACACAGGCGGGAAUGAAGAUUGCGCCAGCCUUCUCUUAAGGGCACCUAGCUGCCUUCACCUUCUCCCUCUACCCCUUGGCAGGAAUAGGGUGUCCUCCCUUCUUUCAAAGCACUUUGCUUGCAUUUUAUUUUUUAAGAGUCCUUCAUAGAGCUCAGUCAGGAAGGGGACAGGACACCAAGCCAAGCCCCCAGCAUUGGGAGCGGCCAGGCCACAGCUGCCGCUCCUGUAGGCCUCAGGCUGUAAGCAAGAGACAGUACUGGCCCUUGGCCAGCGUCCUACCCUUCCCAAUUCCAAGGACUGGGUAUGGAUCGCUGGGCCCUAGGCUCCUGCUUCUGGGGCUAUUGGAGGGUCAGUGUCUGUGACUGAAUAAAGUUCCCUUUUGUGGUC